GAAUUGCAGUUUCUUCCUUCCCCAGUGAACCAUUCUAUGUUUGUUUUUGCCGAGGGAGUAUUCAUGUGAUUGCCUUUAUUAUGUUAACGAUAUCAUACUUGCUGGCACCAGUCUCGAGUUCAUCUCCCAUGUCAAGAGUUUUCUCCAUUCUCGUUUCAGUAUCAAGGAUUUGGGUGACUUGCGUUAUUUCUUGGGCAUAGAAGUUGCAUGGACAUCAGCGGGAGUUGUUCUUAGGCAGCGAAAGUAUCUUCUCGACAUUCCGGUUGAUUAUAGUGUAAUGGGCAGUCGGCCUAGUGCCUUUUCUGUUGAAUAAAAUCACCAUCUUACUAAACCGGCUCCUGCAGAUCAUCCGGAUCCUACUGCCUAUCGUCGGUUUGUUGGUCGUUUGUUGUAUCUGAUUGUUACCAGACCCGAUAUUACAUUUGCUGUCAACAUUCCCAGUCAGUUUGUGCACUCCCCUACAUAGGCGCAUAUGGAUGCAGGAAAUCGUCUUCUUCGCUACCUGAAAGGGGCUUCUGGACAAGGGUUGUUCUUCCCUUCCGCCAACUCACUUGAUCUGGUCGCCUACUAUGAUGUGGACUGGGGUGGCUUCCAGUCUACUCGUCACUCUACUGCAGGAUACGUUAUCACUCUUGGUGGUUCUCCUAUUUCUUGGAGUACCAAGAAUCAGCAAUUUGUUGCUCGUUCAUCUGCCGAGGCCGAGUAUCACGCCAAAGUGUUAGUGAGGUCCUCUGGUUACGUUGGCUCCUACAAGAAAUAGGUGUCACACGACGUGGCUCUACACUUCUUUACUGUGAUAAUCGGGUUGCCCUCCACAUUGCAGCAAAUCCUGUUUUCCAUAAGCGUACGAAGCAUGUAGAGAUGGAUUGCUAUUUUGUUCGAGAGAGAGAGAGUGUAAUCUGGAGAGAUUCCUCCCUCGAAAGUGAGUUCUCACCUUCAGCUUGUUGAUAUGUUCACCUAAGGACUUGGAGCUGAGCGUUUCCAUUUCCUAUUGUCCAAACUGCGCGUUCAAGACCUUCAAGCUCCAACUUGCCCCGGGGGGGGGGGGGGGGAUAUUGCAUGUGGCCUAAGUGCCUAACGAACCAUCUCGCAUGCGGCCUGUCACGACACAGACAAGCCCACAACAUCUCUUGCUCAUGCUGUAUUUAAGUGCCCUAGUUGCUUUAACCUAUUUGAUGAUAGUUGUAUGGGUAUAAAACAUACUGUAAGGCUGACGGCCACAAUUGAACUCAAGUAAUAAUAUCUCAGUCAGAGAGUUGAUCUCUCCCGUGGACUAGUCCCGGUAAUCGGAGAUACCACGUAAACAUCGUCUUAUUUUUUCGGUUUCUCAUUUUUCUCAUACUACGUCAAACAUUUAGAGAGACUAGAUCAAUUAACCAUAAUAAUAUAAUACAUUUUUAGUGAGGCGGAAGGUGGGUUGGCAAUGAUCAAAUAUAAUGACACACUCUAAAACUCACAAAAUGUUGAAAACUCGAUUAUUUGAACUUCACAAUCCACCACCACCUCAAUUAUUGAUUUAUUUAAUGUUGUUACUUGCCUAUCAUAAAAACACAAAACACACAACACAAAUUGAUGAUGAUAAGCAAGUCACGCCUUCGUGAAACUUGGACCAAAUUAUUGGAGCCAAAGCACCUCCCAUUUUUUUUACCAUUUCUUAUUCUCACAGAAAUAACCCACGAGAAUAACGAAAGCGAACUUGGUAAGCGGCCCAACAAAAGGGGUUCUGGUUGUGGCCAACUUGUUUCCUCCUCUCUCUCACUUCCUUUGUUUUUAUUUCUCUGUCUCUCUGUUUCUCUCUCUACCCUCUUGUUGUUGAUGUUGUAGCUGUGGCGUGCUAUGGUGGUGAGAAGCGGUGAGGUGUGCUUUCUGCUGUUUCUUUCCCAUUCGUUUCUCUCGUAUUCUUCCCUUCCCACCACUUUCACUAUUUAUUUUCUAACUUAAAAUGGCAAAAAGGAUUUAUGAACAAAUAAAAAGAUCUUUGCCUCCAUCUCUUCUUGCUUGCUUGCUGUGUCUGUUUCUGAUUAGUCACUAAUUAAAUUAUUAAUUCGAAAUUAAAAUUCCUAAUCUUUGGGUUUGGUUGUGUUUUGCUUGCUUUGCCUUGCCUAGCUAGGACUAGGAAGUGGGGUUAUUAGGUAAAACAAGAACAAAAAAAGAGAGAAAAUUCAACUAAUAAUAAAUUAAUUAAAUUUUG
Messenger RNA from Linum trigynum, 2191 nucleotides. The record is from the annotation of a GenBank genome assembly. NCBI's taxonomy places the organism in Eukaryota, Viridiplantae, Streptophyta, Magnoliopsida, Malpighiales, Linaceae.